CUCUCGAAGGGGCGGAGCCACUCCUCCGUGAUGAUGAGGUACGUCAUCUUGCUCUCGCGUUGUUUGAAAACAGCAUGGCUGCUUCGGUGCUUCGGUGGCGCGGCUGGUCUGCAGCCAGACGAAAGGUUGCUUUGUUUUUGGCUCAGUCAUCUGGAGGAACCAGGCGCAAAUCCUCCAUACAGUAUGUGAGCCGAGCAGACCUGCCCAAGCUGGCCUAUCAGAAGGUGACGGGGAAGGCCCCAGGCGUGGUCUUCCUCCCUGGCUUCGCCUCCACCAUGGCAGGACAGAAGGCUGAAGCUCUGCAGGAGUUCUGUAGGUCCUUGGGCCACUCCUACCUGAGGUUUGAUUACACUGGCUGCGGCACAUCCGAGGGCCAGUGGACGGAGUGUACGCUGGGUACCUGGAAGAAGGACGUGCUGUUUGUGUUGGACGAGCUUGUGGAGGGACCACAGAUCCUUGUUGGCUCUAGCUUGGGUGGCUGGCUUAUGCUUCUGGCAGCCAUUGCAAGGCCUGAGAAGGUCGCCGCCCUAGUGGGCGUUGGCACUGCGGCGGACCACUUUGUCACAGCCUUCAAAGCCCUUCCUCUGGAGGUGAAGAAGGAGGCGGAAGAGAAGGGGGAGUGGACACUAACAACCAAAUACAAUGAAGAAGGUGUCUACAGAAUCAGCAUGGACUUCAUCCGAGAAGCGGAGAACCACUGCAUCCUGCAGGGCCCAAUCCCAGUGACCUGCCCUGUGCGGCUGCUCCACGGGCUCAAGGACCAGGAUGUGCCCUGGCACGUAUCCAUGCAGGUGGCCGAGCGUGUGCUGAGCACUGAUGUGGAUGUCAUUUUGCGUAAAGAGGGACAGCACCGUCUGUCUGAGAAGGACGACAUCAAGCUGAUCGUGUACACAAUCGACGACCUCAUUGACAAGCUCACUACACUGGUGUGAGUGCGGCUGCACCGCAUAGCUGCCUGCACACUGUGAUGGAUGGAAUGCUUCUCUGAUCUAGUCCCAGAAACACUUAUUCCCAUUGACUCUGUGCUGCAAACACAUUAGUAUUUGCAUACAAAGCUGCUGUCGUCUUUCAGAAUGCCCGUCUCCUAAAGGUAUUCCCCGGUCAGUAACCAGAUUCCACCAUGUGCCUUUUAACGUUGCUUUUCACCCGAUGUGCCCUGAUUCUUUCUUUAAUAAACUCACUCUCUCUCAUGUAUGUUUCCUGAACGUCUGCAAUCCUAGACUCUGCUUACUUACCUAAGUGUUUCAUUUAUGCUUGACUGUCUGUCUGAUAUUUGCAGAUAAGUUUUGCUGUACUGUUAACUUCAGGUUAAGAACAACGUUUCUGGUAAAAUAUCUGUAUAAAAGGGAAAAAUGUUGCCCUGGAUAAAAGUGUGUAUGAACUUUGUGAGUGAACUGCCAACACGAAGAUGUUACAAGUGCACAUGGUAGGCAGCACGGAGUGGCUCACUGUGCUUUAUCUAAGGAUUAAGGAGUGCUUUGAAGGUCUAGAUGCUGAACAGGCCAUCAAAAAGCACUCUGCAAGUUCUCUGAAGUUUUUCUUACAAUGCCACAUGGAUGUUCAGAGGAACCAGCAGUGCAGAGGACCAUGCAACUUUGGCUUCUAGAUCCUUUGGUUUUGGUUUCAUAAGCCCAGUACAGACCCUUUUUCCUUACAUGUCUCAUCCUUAAAUUCGGUGUUAAGUAGAAGUCCUCAAGUUACAGUUGGUUCAUUAAUACUCCCCAGUGUUUAUAUCAUGGAUGUAGUUAUCAUUCCUGUAAUACGACCCCACAGCCCGUGUGGUUCGUGAGUCUUUGAGUGGUUGCUGUCUCUGGCCUUCCAAACCAAAGCAUGCUGGGAAAUGUCUACAAUCCAGGUAAUCAUUUGGGUUGCUAAUAAAAGUUUACACUUUUUGUUUAA
Messenger RNA from Brienomyrus brachyistius, 1899 nucleotides. It is a transcript of the gene abhd10b, whose product is annotated as abhydrolase domain containing 10, depalmitoylase b. NCBI's taxonomy places the organism in Eukaryota, Metazoa, Chordata, Actinopteri, Osteoglossiformes, Mormyridae. The transcript is spliced from 5 exons. Gene Ontology annotation, cellular component: mitochondrion. The record is from RefSeq and is a predicted model, not a curated record. Gene Ontology annotation, biological process: protein depalmitoylation. Gene Ontology annotation, molecular function: hydrolase activity, hydrolyzing O-glycosyl compounds; palmitoyl-(protein) hydrolase activity. Bases 75 to 932 code for a protein of 285 amino acids.